Messenger RNA from Plasmodium falciparum 3D7, 3279 nucleotides. It is a transcript of the gene ELP3, whose product is annotated as elongator complex protein 3. The record is from RefSeq and is a predicted model, not a curated record. Gene Ontology annotation, molecular function: iron-sulfur cluster binding; catalytic activity; protein-lysine-acetyltransferase activity. NCBI's taxonomy places the organism in Eukaryota, Apicomplexa, Aconoidasida, Haemosporida, Plasmodiidae.
AUGAUUAAAUUUAAGAUUGGUAGAAGUAAUAAAAAAUAUGAGAAAAAAAGUAAUAUAGAUAAUAAUGAGGAAAAUAUAAAAGAAAGUUGUGAUGAUAAUAUAUUAAAUGAUCAAGUUGCAACAGAUUUGAAUUCAGAAGAAUUAAAUGAAAAGAAUUAUAUAAACGAAAUAUUAGAUGAAUCUAGUGAAGAUGAUGGUAACGUCAUAAAUUCUUCAUAUGAAGAAAACAAGAAAACAAAAAACAAGGAAGAAAGCUAUUAUUAUAUUAAUGAUGCAAUAAAAAGAAAUUAUCCAUUAGAAUAUGAGGAUAAUAAAAUAUAUCCAAAAGUAUAUUGUUAUGAACCUACUAAUUUUGAAAAUUUUAAAAAAAAAAUUAAAAAUAAAAAUGAGUUGAGGCAUUAUGAGUGUUAUUCAUCAACCAUGAAUGAAUUUUUUUAUAAAUAUAAUGAAAAUUAUUAUGAUGAUAUUUUAAAAAAUGAAAGUUUUAAAAAAUUUGCUGAAGAAUUAUGGUCCAAUAGAAGUAAUAUUAAAACAGAUCAACAAUAUCAAGAUCUUUGUGUACAGUUAAGAAAAAAAUAUAAAAUAAGCCCGUCAAAGCAUCAAAUAAGUGUUGCUUUACAACAUCAUUAUUUACAAUCAUUGGAUGAUGAUAAGAAGGAUAUGGAAAGUAUUAUAGAACUACAAAAAAAUAGUGAUCACAUAAGUGACAUAAAUGAUAUGGAUAAUAUUAUCGCUGUGGAUAACACAAAUCGUGUGGAUAACAUGAAUAAGCAUGACAGUAGUCAUGUAGAUGAAACAAACGCCCCUAGUGAAGAGGAUGAAUUUAUGAUAAACAAAAAAGGGAAAGAUGUCAAAUUUGUGUUAGAAAAUGUUAAUAAGAUGAUAAUUACCAAAGAAAUGAAAAAUUAUAAAGAUUUAGAUAAAGAAAGUGUACAUUUCUUACAAAUUAAUAAACGUAAAGGAGUUCGAUCGAAUAGUGGUGUUUUAGUUGUAACCAUUAUUACACAUCCUCAUAAAUUUAGCUGCAAAUAUGAUUGUCAUUAUUGUCCUAAUGAACCUAACCAACCACGUUCUUACUUAUCUACAGAACCAGCCAUAUUAAGAGCUAACCAAAAUAAUUUUGACGUCAUUUGUCAAUUCUUUAAUAGAACUACUACUUUAGUAAAUAAUGGACAUGUCGCAGAUAAAAUCGAAGUCCUAGUAUUAGGUGGUACGUGGAGUUGCUAUGAUAUCGCUUACCAAGAAGAAUUCAUAAGAGAUGUAUAUUAUGCUGCAAAUAUAUAUCCUGUUUUAAAAGAUAGAAGAAAAAAAUUAACUCUAAAAGAAGAACAAGAAAUUAAUGAAAAAAGUAAUUGCAGAAUUAUAGGUUUAACUUUAGAAACAAGACCUGAUCAAAUUAAUAAAGAUGAAUUACUAAGAUUAAGGUAUUAUGGUUGUACAAGAGUUCAAUUAGGUAUUCAACAUAUAGAUGAUGUUAUCUUAAAAAAAGUUAAUAGACAGUGUACUUUAAAAGAUUGUAUAAGAGCAAUUUAUUUAUUAAAAGAAAAUGGAUUUAAAGUUGAUAUUCAUCUAAUGCCUGAUCUACCAUAUUCUGAUGUAUAUAAAGAUAUUCAUAUGUUUAAAUAUGUUUUAAGUUCAACAGAUUUACAAGCUGAUCAAUGGAAAAUUUAUCCUUGUGAAAUUACACCAUUUACUAAAAUUGAAAAAUGGUAUAAUAAUAAUGAAUAUAAACCAUAUUUUGAAACAAAUAAAAAUCUCCUAAUUUCAGUAAUUCUACUUGUUAAAAAAUCUAUACACCCAUGGAUCAGACUUAAUCGUGUUAUUAGAGAUAUUCCAAACCCAUCCAUCAUUGCUGGAAAUAAUAUAACAAAUAUGAGACAACUUAUAGCUAACGAAAUGAAUAUAAGAAAUAUUUUCUGUCAAUGUAUUAGGUGUAAAGAAGUCAAAAAUCAAGAAAUCGAAAAAAAAAGUGAUUCCAUAUUUUUAAGAAUUUAUAAAUAUCCAACACUUGGAGGUGACGAGUACUUUAUUACUUUCCAAGGCAGAAAGAAAGUUGUUAACCACCAUGGAAAAAAAAAUAAAAAAAACAAAAAAAGUAAAACCUCAAAAAAAGACAACCUUAAUCAAAAAUAUAAUGAUGAACAAAUGAAGGAAAAAGAUAACAAUAAAAAAAUACAAAAUAAAAAUAAUGUUAAUAAUGAUAAUAAUAGUAAUAAUAAUUAUUAUUCUGAUUCUAAUGGUCAUCUUUCUUCAACAUCCAACGUUCUGGAAAAUAUGGAAACGUUCUUUAAUCAACAUGAAACAGAAAAUAAUCAAAUCAACCAUUCACAUAAUACACAAUAUGAACAUUCAGGUGCUAGCCAAAAUAAUAUAAAUUCUGAACAGUCAGGUGCUAGCCAAAAGAAUAAAAAUUCUGAACAGUCAGGUGCUAAUCCAGAAAAUGUUCAUAAUACCAAUGUCCCACAAAAUAAGAUGGAUACAGAAAUUCCCAUAGAUCACAACAUUUACGAAGAUUAUGAUAAUGAAUAUUCCUUAUUAGGAUUUUUAAGAUUACGAUUACGAAAGAAAAAUAACUAUUGUGAUGAUCGACCGUUUAAAUGUUUAGAGAAUUCAGCAUUAAUAAGAGAGUUGCAUGUAUAUGGGUCUUUAUUAAAGCAUGAUGAUUUUAAAGACGAGUUAAAUUUUAUUCAACAUAAGGGAUUAGGAAAGUGUUUAGUGUUAGUAGCAGAAAUCAUAUCAUAUUUUUACAAUUACAAAAAGGUAUCGAUAAUAGCAGGUGUCGGUACAAGGGAAUAUUAUAAAAAGUUGGGAUAUACAAAAGAGGAAACAUAUGUGACCAAAAUAUUAAAGAGAGAAGAAAUAUAUAAAAAUUAUUUAUUAAAUAUUGAUAGAAUAGGAAAGACAAUAUUAAUACAUGAAUAUAAUUUAAAGCAUUGUUUAUAUUUAAUGCAUAAAGAAAUACCUGAACCAUCAAAGUAUAAACGUACUGAAAUAACAAAUUUAAAUUCUUAUAUAAAUGAAAAUAUACUUCAUUCAUCAGAUAUGAAAAAUUAUUUAGUCCAUAAAAAAAAAUGUACUACAUCAUCCAUAAAUGUUCAACGUUUAUUGGAAACCGAAACAAAUCAAAUUGUUAAUAUCUUAUGGAAUCAAUUUAAUAAAUGGUCCCUUGACUUUUUAAUUAAAAAUCGUUUAAUUUUCAAUGUAUCAACAAUUGUAUUUUUUAGUUCAACCUUUUUAUUUACCAUCCAAUUUUUUAAAAAGAGAAACAUUAAUACGUAG